Messenger RNA from Papilio machaon (common yellow swallowtail), 3088 nucleotides. It is a transcript of the gene Mink, whose product is annotated as general transcriptional corepressor trfA. Lineage: Eukaryota; Metazoa; Arthropoda; Insecta; Lepidoptera; Papilionidae. The coding region runs from base 148 to 3057 and encodes 969 amino acids. The transcript is spliced from 4 exons. The record is from RefSeq and is a predicted model, not a curated record.
UGAAAGUUACAAAGUUACAAACGGAAACUUGUGGAAAUUGAAAAACGGACGGAUAUUCAAAACUAAUAAGAAUUAUUGUUUUAGUUAACUUUAAAAGACAUCAAUGCACUGUCAGUAUUGUUAAGAGAUUUAUCGUACAUCAACAAUAUGGAUCGUAGUGUAAAAAGUGAGAGGAAAACCAGAAGUAUGCGUCUCAAGGAGAAUUGCGAAGAAGUUCCUAAAAGUUUAAUUAAAAAGGGUCACUAUGUGCGUAAUCCUGAAAUUUUAGAAACUAAUAAUGAUUUUGACGAAGAAGUGCCUAAGUCUACUCGGAAGCUAAGACGACACACGCUCAAAGAACAAAACAUAACAAAGUCUGAUGAUGAUAUCCCAGUAAAAAAACAUAAACAAUCAAGUAGGACGAAAAAAAAUCAUACAGAGAACCCAGAUAACCUGGAUAUUGGGGAUCAGCAUAACAUUGAAACUCCAGAAGUAAAGCAAAAGGUGAAGAAAAGCAAAAAGAAAAAACAGGAAGCUAUGGUUGAAGAUGUAGAGAACGUUGAAGAAAUAAUAGACGCGCCAAAGACAAAAAGGAAGUCUAAAAGGAGAAAGAAGCAAUCAAGUGAAGCAAUUUCUAUAAAAGUUGAAGAGAUUAUUGUAGAAAAAAGUGAAAUUGUUGUAAAAGAAAAUAUGCUGAAUGUAAGCAACAUAUCAAAUGAGUCUUACCACAGUGCUGCUGGCAGCAUUAAGAGCGAAAGAUUAACUGAAGUCAAUGGCACAGUUACAGAAUCAGAAACGGCAAUCAAUAAUAGAUCAAGAAAGAAAUCAACACCAAAAUCAUCUAAGAAAAACAACACUUACAAGUAUUCUGAAGUUGAAAAUGCACCAGAUAUCAACUCAUUUGAAAAAGAACCUUUGAAAUCUGAAUCAAAUGCCUCUAAAACUUCUGAAAGAAUCAAUAAAUCUAUGGAAAAUAAAAAUGAUAGCAAUACAUCUAAAAUAAAACUUGAUGAAAGUUAUAAAAAGCGAAAUUCGAAUGAAAACAAUUGUUCUAAAAUUAAAAUUGAUGAUACUUAUGAAAAACCAAAUUCAAAUGAAAACAAUUGUUCUAAAAUUAAAUUUGAUGAUACUUAUGAAAAACCAAAUUCAAAUGAAAACAAUUGUUCUAAAAUUAAAUUUGAUGAUACUUAUGAAAAACCAAAUUCAAAUGAAAACAAUUGUUCUAAAAUUAAAUUUGAUGAUACUUAUGAAAAACCAAAUUCAAAUGAAAACAAUUGUUCUAAAAUUAAAUUUGAUGAUACUUAUGAAAAACCAAAAUCAAAUGAAAACAAUUGUUCUAAAGUAAAACUUGAUGACACUUAUGAAAAGCCAGAUUCAAAUGAAAACAAUUGUUCUAAAAUUAAAUUUGAUGAUACUUAUGAAAAAGCAAAUUCAAAUGAAAACAAUUGUUCUAAAAUUAAAUUUGAUGAUACUUAUGAAAAACCAAAUUCAAAUGAAAACAAUUGUUCUAAAAUUAAAUUUGAUGAUACUUACGAAAAGCGAAAUUCAAAUGUUUCAAUUAAUAUUGAAAAUAUCAAUAAUCAUUCUAUGAAUAGCAAACGAAGAUCAUCCAGCAUUUUGUUGUUAGAUGCAUCUAAUUCAAUGACAAAUUUAAACAACACAUUCGAUAAAUCUGAUAAACCAAAUGAGAGCAAAUCAAUAUAUGCGACAUUCGAAAAACAAAAAUUAAACGGUAUCUAUGACUUAGAUGAGAAAAAUUCAAGCAUAAAAUCUGACGGUAACAAAACAAAUGACAUUGCUAACAAUUCACACAUCAGUAUAAACAGUGAGGACUCUAAAACAGAAAAUUUAAUAAAUAUCACCGCUGAAUUAGUAGAGAGUAGCAAUGAUGAAAUAUCUUUUAAAAACUCCCCACCGAAAACAGAAACUCAAAAUUUAGAACUACCACUAACACCAUACAAACGGGAAGGUACUUUUACAAAGGAAAGUCCACCAUACUUUGAAAAAGAGCCUGACACAAUUUCCAUAGAUUCCGGGAACACAGGGAGUGAUACUUCAUGUAGGACUCCGGAUAGACGUAAAUCAUUACAGUCACCAGGUCACACACCAUUUGUGAUGACAAAAGAGAAAAAAACAGUUUUGAAUGUAACACGUUCUAUUGAGAAGUCAUUACGGAGAUCUUCAACCAUGGAGGCAGCUCCCCGAGCCACCAAGGUGAUGUUUUGUAGCCCAACAAACCAGGCUACAGUCAGCUCACAGAUUAAACGGAAGGUGAUUAAAUCUAACAUGAAAGGAUCAAACAAAAGUUUUGUUUUUGAUAGUAGCAUGUCGGAGCUCAGUCGCUCAGGUCGUAAGCGGUCAUACACACAGAGUGAUGCAGAUGAGGUGCGCAGCAAAAGAUCCAAACUGGAAGAGGAGAAGAAGUCAGUUGAUAGACUGUCACGUCCCAGGACAUUGAGCGCUACAGUGAAAACCAGCGAAGCUUCAACACCAUCAAAGAAAUCAAUAGUAUCAAAGACAAAGCCGGAGAGUAAAGUUACAAGGACCAAGUUGCCGAACUUUACUGCAUUACAUAAGAAGCAAUUUGAUAAGAUGGAGUCACUGGAUCAGUGCCAGGAGAGGAAGGCCAAGCGCGCCAGGCAGCUGCUGACACCUACUGGCACUGUCAACAUGCUGGAGAGGAUAAGCCCUAAAGAAAAAGAAACAGAAUCAGAUGCAAAAUCAGAAAAAGAGAAACCAAAACCGACCACACCUUGUUUACGGAAAUCAAAAACACUAACCCUUACAUCAUUGAACCCUGGUUACACCCGGUUUGGAUUCAAAAUGAACACCAGUUUGAAUCCAUUCAGUGUACCAAAUAAAGAAGAAGGUAAAGCGAACGAGAGUAAACUUCUUCCAUCUAGAACUGGUGCCACUACUUCUAGAAGAGAGGCAGCUAAGCAGAUGGUAAUGAGGGAGAAAUCCUUUACAGAACGGAACAGCGCUAAAAGGAAUGAAAGCAGAACUUUCAUUAAAGGAGUCAGAACAAACAGGAGGUUCCAAUUGCAGAUGCAAAUGAGAAAUGUUAAUAUGAACUGAAAAAUUCAGGAUUGAAUAGACAUUUUCAGAA